Andrographis paniculata is the source of this 315-nucleotide messenger RNA. RefSeq names its product stress-induced protein KIN2-like. NCBI's taxonomy places the organism in Eukaryota, Viridiplantae, Streptophyta, Magnoliopsida, Lamiales, Acanthaceae. The record is from RefSeq and is a predicted model, not a curated record. The transcript is spliced from 2 exons. Bases 67 to 267 code for a protein of 66 amino acids.
UACCAUAACACAAUCCUCUAUAUCAUUACUUGUCUGAGUUUUCAUUUAAUUUACAUAUAAAAAGAUAUGGACAACUCCCAGAACUUAAGCUACCAAGCAGGCCAGGCCAAGGGCCAAGCACAGGAAAAGGGCAGCCAGAUGAUGGACAGGGCAGCCGACGCGGCCCAGUCGGCGAAGGAGUCGAUGCAGCAGGCCGGGCAGCAGAUGCAGGCCAAGGCACAGGGCGCUGUUGACGCCGUCAAGGACUCCACCGGCGCCAACAAAUGAACCAUUUCUUCGUCCAAACACCCCGUUUCUUCGACGGGCCUCGGCUUA